GUGACAAAGCAAUUCUAUUUUGUUUCUUAAAGGUAUUUUCUCUUUCUUCUAUUUAUUUUCUAAGCAAAUUGAGAUUGUUCAUCAAAUAAACUGUCUUACAUGCGUGCUUCGUGGUCAAAAACAUCCUUUUUUUCUUUGAUUUGCUUUUGAAAAUGAGUUCGCAGCCGUCUGUUCGAACAUUUUAACUUGUUAUUUCUAAUUAUUAAUAAAUAUUGUUGAUCAUGGAAGAACAUGUAUUUAGACUGAGGGGACAGAGUCAAUUUAAUAAUAUCUUCCACAUUUACUAAUUCAAAAAACAUUCUGAAAAACAUGCAGAAAUUUAUUUUAGGUACAUGUGUAUGUCAACCAUUUGUCUCUUUUGGUAGUGGAUGAUUUUCUCUUUGGCCGAAUCUUUGUCUUUUGUGUAGUAAACAAGGAUGACAAGGAGGAUAAUUAACCUGACUGAAACACCAUAAUCACCUAGUGGUUCGAGUAUAAUCAUACUUCUGAAAAUAUAUAUGUCAAUUUCUAAAGAAAGAUACGAUAAUAUAACGAGGCAGAUGUUGUUGUUUUUGUUUUUGUUUAUAAUAGGUUACUUAAGGAACAGUGGUGUAAAAAUUCGAUUGUCAAUUAAUUUUUUAGUCUUACAAUUUAUCUUGAAACUUUAUGAAAAAGUCGUUUGUUUUUAAAUCUUUACCUUCGUUAAAAAAAAGAGUUUAAGAGACGAAAAUAAUCAUCAUCGUUCUUCUCAUCGACAUUAUUCAAAUCGUUCUCAUUCACCUUCACCCACUUCAUUUCGUUCAUCACCAAAACGAAGCAAACAGUCUCAUCGAUCCAUUCGUCCACCAUUGCCUGCUUCAAAAAGAACAAAACCUGUCUCUUCUCAUCAUCGUCAAAACUCACCUGAAUCAACUAAUAUCAGAGAUCGUUCUGAAUCAAUUACUGAAUUCAAACAGCCAGAUCCUGUUUCACAGCAGUCCGAUGAUCAGUCAUCGUAUCCUCGUAAAAAUGUGUCUGUUAAUUACCUUGAUUAAGUACAUUUGGACUCAUUACCGUGUGCCGAUUAUUAUGAACGUUCAUAUAUGCAUCAUGAUGUGGUUACACACUGUCUGGUAACAAAAACAGAUUUUCUCAUCACUGGUUCAGCUGAUGGUCAUAUUAAAUUUUGGAAAAUGUUAACAUUAGAGUAUGUAAAAAUGCAAGCCACUCUAUCUUCAUAUCAACAACAACAGCAACAACUAUCAGCAUCAUCAAAACAACAACAAAUAAAUGGACCAAAAGGAAUCAAUGGAAAUGUACAAACAACAUUUGUCAAACAUUUUAGAGCACAUUUAGGUCAUACUCGAUGUGUACAUUUAAUUGAAUAUAAUGAACAAACAGAAUUAGUUGUAUCAUGUGAUAUGGGCGGUAUUGUUAACUAUUGGUCAGGCAAAGAAUCAUAUCAAUAUGAUAUUCCAUCAAAAUUGUGUCAAUUUGAAUCAAAAUUAGAUACGGAUCUAUUUGAAUUCAUUAAAGAACAAACAUAUCCAUAUUGUUUAAAAUUUUCAUCAAAUGGACUAAUUUUUGCUUGUUUAACACGAACAAUUGAAACACCAAUUACAAAGAAAAAAUUAUAUUUAUUUGAUACAAGACGAGGAAAAAUUUUGAAAAUUUACAACGAGACAAAUGAUGUCUAUCGACAAUUACAAGAUAAAUUACAACAAAAACAACAGCAACUGGCACAAUCGGCAUCGAUGAAUAAACAAGAUGACGAGGAUGAUGUGGAGAAUGAGCAGAUAGAUGAAAAAAGUAAUAAGAUAAUCACAGGUAAAUAA
Molecule: messenger RNA, 1793 nt
Organism: Didymodactylos carnosus
Lineage: Eukaryota; Metazoa; Rotifera; Eurotatoria; Philodinida; Philodinidae
Source: the annotation of a GenBank genome assembly